This is a messenger RNA of Oryzias melastigma (Indian medaka), 4267 nucleotides long. It is a transcript of the gene wdr47a, whose product is annotated as WD repeat domain 47a. NCBI's taxonomy places the organism in Eukaryota, Metazoa, Chordata, Actinopteri, Beloniformes, Adrianichthyidae. The coding region runs from base 535 to 3288 and encodes 917 amino acids. The transcript is spliced from 17 exons. The record is from RefSeq and is a predicted model, not a curated record. Gene Ontology annotation, molecular function: protein binding.
AGAAAUUUGAACUCCAUGUGUGUUUGUAACUUAAUUUAGUUUGUAUAUUACGGCAAUUUCCAUCUUUUCGGACUGAACAGUCAGUUUACUGCAGCGUGAUCACAUGUCACAUCCGUCUGUCAUUAUUGCCUUUUCUUGUGGCACAAAUGCAAAAAGUGUGUUUUUGGUGAAGAGUUUUAAGACUUUUAUGAGCAGAAAUAAAUCUAAACUUUUCAUCAAAUCCAGCAAGCUAAGCAGAAAUCCGCUCAAAACGUCACUUUAACCUAAUUAACUGUUUUUACUAGUAGAUUUACUUGGUGUGUUUGGGCGGUGGAGGAUGAAUGGAUGGAGGCGGUUCCCUGCAGGCAGCGCGCGCCGCAGUCAGUCCGUCUGUGUCGCGCGGCGCAGAAACAUCCAGCAGGCAGGGCAGGCAGGGAGGAAACACGGACGCAGACGAGCCACAUUAAAACCCGACCGCCCUGAAAACACCGAGUGGUACCGACUGGACCUCUCCGGGGACAGCGUCAUCAUCUGAGGAAAGAAGGCUGGCUCACCAUGACAGCGGAAGAAACCAUCAAUGUGAAGGAAGUGGAGAUAAUCAAGGUGAUCCUGGACUUUCUAAACUCCAGGAAGCUCCACAUCAGUAUGUUAGCUCUGGAAAAGGAGAGUGGGGUAAUCAAUGGACUUUAUUCUGAUGACAUGCUCUUUCUCAGACAACUGGUCUUGGAUGGUCAGUGGGAUGAAGUUUUGCAAUUCAUUCAGCCUUUGGAAUGCAUGGAUACCUUUGACAGGAAGAGGUUUCGUUACAUUGUCCUGAAGCAAAAGUUUCUUGAGGCUCUAUGUGUGAACAAUGCCAUGUCUGCAGAAGAUGAGCCUCAGCAUCUGGAGUUUACCAUGCAAGAAGCAGUCAAGUGCCUCCAUUCUCUCGAGGAGUUCUGCCCCUCUAAGGAAGACUACAGCAAACUGUGUCUGCUCCUCACACUGCCUCGCCUCACAAACCACGCAGAGUUCAAGGACUGGAACCCCAGCACAGCCAGAGUUCAGUGUUUUGAGGAGGCGUGCACCAUGGUGGCAGAGUUCAUUCCGGCUGACAGGAAGCUGAGCGAGGCCGGGUUUAAGGCCAGCAGAGACCGACUCUUCCAGCUGCUUCUGAAAGGAGUUCUGUACGAGUGCUGUGUGGAGUUCUGUCAGAGCAAGGCGACGGGGGAGGAGAUUACAGAGAGUGAGGUGCUGCUGGGAGUCGACAUGCUGUGUGGGAACGGUUGCGAUGACCUGGACCUGUCCCUGCUCUCCUGGAUGCAGAACCUCGCCGACACCGUUUUCUCCUGCGCAUUCGAACAAAAGCAGCUAAACAUUCACGUGGACCGCCUGGUCAAACCUGCUAAGACUGGCUACGCUGACCUCCUCACUCCGCUUAUCAGCAAACUCUCGCCAUACACCACCUCCCCUCUCCGCCGCCCUCAGUCUGCUGACACCUACAUGUCGCGCUCCUUAAACCCGGCGCUCGAUGGACUCUCUUAUGGGCUGUCCGGUCAAGAUAAGAGAGCAAGUGGUGGAGAGACAGCUCCAGGAAAAGGAAUCUCUCCCAUGUCUCACUCGUUUGCUAAUUUCCAUUAUCCCGGAGCAGCGGGGCAGAGCCUGAGCAGGAGCCUCAUGAUGGAGAGCGCCGACUGCCAUCGCAUCUUUGAGGAAUCCCCUGAAACGUCCAGAACAGACACACCUGUGGAUAAGAUGAUGGGCUCAGAUGGAUCUCAGAACGCGCGUCCUGCUUCCGCUCCAGGCGAGGACGCCCCGUUAGCUGGCUGCACCGACAGCAAUGAGCUCCGUGACUCGACAGAGAAGUACGAGGAGUAUUACCGCCAGCGUCUCCGCGUCCAGCAGCACCUGGAGCAGAAGCAGCAGCAGCGACAAAUGUACCAGCAGAUGUUGCUGGAGGGAGGCGUCCAGCAGGACCCCCCGCCCGCCGACAUGCAGCACAGCCUCACAGAGAAGUUCCUCAACAGGUCGAUCCAGAAGCUGGAGGAGCUCAACGUGGGGAUGGAGAACAUUGGCGAGGAGGUGAAGUCUCUGGCCCAGCAGUGCAACGGCAACGGGAACACCCCCACCUCCGAGGACAACAAUAACCCUCCAUCUGUGACUCCAGAGCAGGGGCGCCCCCGAGGGGGAGGGGUGCUCAGCAGCACCCCGCAGCGCACCGUCGGAGGCCGGGUAAUCCCGCCCCCAAAUGAGUCCCCCGUAGUUUCUCAGAGUGGGCAGAAACCUAAAGCCGAAAAGCAAGGUGACUCCCCUGGUUCUUUGUCCCGGAGUAAAGAGGGUGAAAAACCCAAAGACCUGUUUGUGCCGGUGCACUCUUUGGAGGACACUCAGGCUGUCCGAGCUGUGGCGUUUCACCCGUCUGGAGCUCUGUACGCUGUGGGUUCCAACUCCAAAACCCUGCGUGUGUGCGCUUAUCCAGACUCCCUCGACACAAGUAGAAGCUCAAGUUCACUUAAACAACCGGCUGUUCGCUUCAAAAGGAACAAACACCACAAAGGCUCCAUCUACUGUGUGGCCUGGAGUCCCUGUGGACAGCUGUUGGCCACAGGCUCCAAUGACAAAUACGUCAAAGUCCUGCCUUUCAGUGCAGAGACGUGCAACGCUACAGGACCAGACCUGGAGUUCAGCAUGCAUGAUGGGACCAUAAGGGACCUGGCCUUCAUGGAGGGGCCAGAAAGUGGAGGUGCCAUCCUGAUCAGUGCUGGAGCCGGAGACUGUAACAUCUACACCACCGACUGCCAGAGAGGACAGGGGCUGCACGCGCUCAGUGGACACACAGGUCACAUCCUGUCUCUGUACACAUGGGGAGGCUGGAUGAUCGCUUCUGGCUCUCAAGACAAGACGGUGCGCUUCUGGGACCUCAGGGUCCCGAGCUGCGUGCGAGUCGUAGGAACCGCCUUCCACGGCUCAGGCAGUCCCGUGGCGUCUGUCGCAGUCGAUCCGAGUGGCCGUCUGCUAGCAACAGGACAGGAAGACAGCGCCUGCAUGCUGUAUGACAUCAGAGGCGGUCGGAUCGUUCAGGUGUACCGUCCGCACGGCAGCGACGUUCGGUCCGUUAGGUUUUCCCCCGGAGCGCACUACCUGCUGACGGGGUCCUAUGACACCAAAGUCAUAGUCACCAACCUUCAAGGUGACCUGACCAAACAGCUGCCUCUGACUGUAGUGGGAGAGCACGGAGACAAGGUGAUUCAGUGUCGGUGGCACCCGCAGGACCUCUCUUUCCUCUCGUCUUCUGCUGACCGCACCGUCACACUGUGGACACACAACCCCUAACAUCAUCACUCUAACAGCCAACCAGUUUUAACCCUAACAUUUGAAGGUGUCAAACAAAAUUAACUUUUUUUUUUCCUUCUGACCUUUAAAUGGAAAAAAGCAAAUGAACAUGGGACACCUUAAGCACACAUUGCAUGCUCUCCUUUGUCUGUCUCUCAACUGUAUUGUUGACGUGCUGACAUCUACAGCUGGAGUAAUCAUCUGGAUUCAUUAGUCAGCGCCUGCAUGUCGCCUUCACCGUCGUGGAGGUUUAACAGGACAGGAGUGCUUUGUUCAUUACGGUGCCUUCUUCUUUGAGUUCGUAACUAAAUCAACUCAUAAUCUAAUAUUCAGUGUUUGGAGAAGUUGUACAUUCCUUCUGUUGCAUAUCAUUAUCUGUCAGCUGUCAUGCUGCUAGUUGAAUUGUUUUCAGUAGUGAGCUUCUGUUGAAACAUGAUACUGUUGUGUUGCUGCUCUGAUGCCAAACGUUCCUGUACACUGCGACUACUGAAAAUGUGUGGAAUAGCUUUUGCAUUUGUUUUACUUUAAACUUUUUAGCUUGCAAUCAAAAACACAAAUGUUUAAGGGAAAUAUGUUUGAAGGUUAAGUUCACUUUUACCUGCUGUUGCAGUGUACAAACAGUAGGGGGCAGUCUUUGUCCAAACUAAAUGCAUACCUUUAAAAUGGAAGUGUUUUAUUUAUUUAGAAACAGUAUUUGGGGCAUAUUCACUUUAUUUUAACAGGCACUUUUAACAUUUUUUAUUAGUUUUCUUACAAAUGUGUGUAUUUAAUUUGUGUUCUGUAUAGUUUUCAAAGUUGAGGUCAAUCUAAUAAAAAUAGACGUAUUUAUUUGAGCAUCUUCAUGUACAGCUGGUUUUAAAAUGCUAGUGGCUUUCAUGUUAGCCUUUUUGAAGUUGUGAUUUUAAAAAGUGACUUAAAUUAAUUUGAGCUAACUUAAGUCUAAUUAUUGGUACGUUGAAUAAAGUGUCUUUUACACAAA